AAUAGUCUUCUUGUUGGAUUUGUAUGCCAUUAACGUCUCCAUUUUUCACAUUCACGUCUCUCUAGAAAAGUGAACGAAUUUAAAUUCCUAAAAUUACAAUCAGUUUAUAAAAAUUUCUGUAGUAAUAAAAGUGUGUAUUGCAAAAGUCGCCACGCCAUUAUGCAACCACUUGAUCCGCCACGGACAAUACGGGUCCGGAUUCUGAUAAAUUUUUGGAACUACAUCCGAGAUUAUUUUUUACGGCCCUUUGUUCAUUUAUUUUUCCCUUCGUUGUGGGUCGAACCCACGGAUGAAAAUGGUGUCCGGAUUAAACCAACAUCGGCAAUUCCUGGCCCCAAUAUCUGGUUACCUGUGCUAGGCGAUGCUCUUACUCUCAACAAGAUUGGAGGUCCUCCGAGAUUUUUAGAUUACAUUUCCAGUUUGCAUGAAAAAUACGGACCAAUUGUCAAAACUAAACUUGGACCUCAAAAAUUCUUAUUCGUAAAUCAUCCGAUAUUCUACAAGGAAAUUAUACGCAAUGAACCAAAAUGUCCUGCCAGCUUCAAAUUACCUGCGGGUGAAGCAUUUUAUAGAAGACACAAAAUCAACCGAGGAUUAUUUUUUCAAGAUGGUGAAAUGUGGCAUCAAAACCGUGCUUUGUUAACCCAACUGAUCCUUAAGGAGACAGGGCGAUAUAUGGAAACUUUGUUAGAUUCUGUCGACGGGGUAUUGACCAAGGUCGUGGAAAACUGGAAAUCCAAAUCAAUGGAAAAUGAUGAUAGGCUAAUAAGAAAUGUUGAACAUGACUGCUACGAACUUUUUAUUUCAUCUAUAAUGGUUAUGACCUUUGGUCGACACUAUGAGAUGUUCUUGUCUCAAGCAGGAUCUAACGUGACAACACUGGCCAACAUCGCCAUAAAAUUGAAUGAUACAACUUUUGAUCUUAAUGCAUAUCCAAUUCAAAUAGCCACUGUAUUGAGACUCAAGGCCUGGGAAAAAUACCAAGAAUAUACUCUUCAAAAUUUAAGAACUGGUCGCAAAUGUACCGAUAUUGCACUAGAGGCCAUGGGUACAGGAGGAUCAUUGGAAGAAUAUGGGCUCUUACAUCGACUGAAGAAUGUUUGCAACGCAUCUGACGAAGAAAUUCGAUUACAUUGCACUGAUUUCUGCACGGAUAUCUCUGAUCCAUUUAGCCUCACCUCCCUCUGGACAUUAUACGCCUUGGGUAGGAAUCCCGAUGUACAAGACAAAAUUUUGAAGGAAAUUGAACGCGUGUGUGGAGCUGGGGCUGUUGUUCGAUACAAGGACUUGGAAAAAUUGCCGUAUCUCAAUGCCACCUGUAAAGAAGUAUUGCGCAUGUACCCCACUGCGCCCCUAAUUAUACGAAAACAUGACGAAGACGUGGUCAUUGGUGGUUUCAAAAUUCCAUCAGACUAUAUUGUAACUCUUUCGACCUUUGUUUCCCAUAAAAAUCCGUUAUACUUUUACAACCCUGAAAAGUUUUGGCCAGAGCGAUGGAUGUGGGAGGAGCGCGAUGACGAAACGAGGGAGCGGAAGAGGUCGGAAGAUGCCUAUUAUCCCUUCGGCAUUGGAAAACGGACCUGUGCUGGAAAACUUAUUGCACAAAACUUAAUGAGACUUUACGUGGCCAAGGUCGUCCAAACUUUUGUCGUCGAGAGUGACGAGGUAGGGACAAAGAUUAAGAUAAUGCUGUAUCCUGAUGGGGACAUGAAUAUUAAACUCAAACCUCGCUAAAAUGCAUACACUUCUUUCUGGAAAGUUUCAUACAUUCAUUUUCUAAAGACUUUUAUGUCUUCCAAGCUCAUUUACCUCUAUGUAAAUUUAUUUUCAAUAUUAAGCAUUUAAAAUAUGUUAUACCAUUAUUCUCAUUCGUUUGAUUCUUAAAUAAAUAAAUAAAUUACUACCAAAA
Messenger RNA from Folsomia candida, 1909 nucleotides. RefSeq names its product 1,25-dihydroxyvitamin D(3) 24-hydroxylase, mitochondrial. The transcript is spliced from 8 exons. Lineage: Eukaryota; Metazoa; Arthropoda; Collembola; Entomobryomorpha; Isotomidae. Gene Ontology annotation, biological process: cortisol metabolic process; glucocorticoid biosynthetic process; C21-steroid hormone biosynthetic process. The record is from RefSeq and is a predicted model, not a curated record. Gene Ontology annotation, molecular function: heme binding; iron ion binding; monooxygenase activity. Gene Ontology annotation, cellular component: mitochondrial inner membrane. Bases 160 to 1734 code for a protein of 524 amino acids.